AGUUUGAGAAUUCGAGUUGUUAUGGGAAAAGACAGGAUCAGUGAGUUGCCUGAAGACUUGCUUCUAAAGAUACUGUCUUCCCUUCCAACAAAAACUGUCAUAGCCACAAGUGUUUUGUCUAAACGAUGGCUGUCUCUAUGGAAGUUGGUACCGAAACUCGAGUUCAACUCUGAGAAUUCGAGAACUGCAGAGAAUAUUGGCAGGUCUUUGCUUUUACAUAAAGCUCCAGUUCUAGAGAGUUUGCAUCUCACAGGUUUAUGUGAUGAUAUAGAUGUAGGACUAUGGGCUGGAAUUGCAUUUGCACGAAAUGUGCGUGAGUUCGUACUCCAAGUUUGGAUUUCCUUUUCCCUGCCAGUCCGAUUUCCGAGUAGCCUGCUUUUCUGUGAUACACUUGAUACCUUGAAACUCAAGAAUCCUCCGAUUCAGAUUGAUCUUCCUUCUCCAGUUUCUAUGAAGUCUCUUAGAACUCUUCACCUUGACUCUGUGACGUACAAAAACGAUGAAUCCAUUUGUAACCUUUUAUCUGGCUGCCCUAAUCUUGAAGAUUUGCUCGUGCAUCGAGCUUGCCCUAUUAAUUAUGUAAAGAAUUUUAUUAUUGUGGUUCCAUCUUUGAAGAGACUAUGGCUUCGUGAUCGCAUAAGUGGACAAGAUAUUGGGGGCUAUGUGAUAAACGCUCCUUCUUUGAAAUACUUGCAAAUUGAAAAGUUAAAAAGUUAUGAGCAUUGUCUGAUUGAGGAUGCGCCAGAGCUAGUUGAGGCAAAUAUUAGCAACAUUUCUAAGAUAGUCAAUGAGAAGAUUAUGGGAUCACUCAAGUCAGCCAAGCGUCUUUCCUUGGACUUAUCACCUUUGAAGAUUAAGUGUCCUGCUGGAGUGAUUUUCUAUCAGCUGAUAUAUCUAGAGAUGUAUACACAUAAAGCGGAGUGGUGGAAUCUACUUACGAUCAUGCUCGAGAGCUCUCCUAAACUACAAGUCCUCAAGCUCAUUGAUCAAAAACAGGAUUUUAGUAAAGAUGGUGUGGUUGGCGGGAAAUGGAAGAAGCCAAAGCGGGUUCCUAAGUGUUUAUUGUCCCACCUUGAGACAUUUGUCUGGAAAAAAUAUGAUUGGAGAAGAGAAGAAGAGAAAGGGGUGGCUACAUACAUUCUAAGGAAUGCAAGAUGUCUGAAGAAGGCAACUUUCUCCACAAGACCCAUUGACUGGAAAGAGAAGCUUCAAAUGCUCAAUGAGAUGAAUGGUGUGGUCAAGGCUUCAGAUUCAUGCCACCUUGUGUUUGAAUAA
Molecule: messenger RNA, 1275 nt
Organism: Camelina sativa (false flax)
Lineage: Eukaryota; Viridiplantae; Streptophyta; Magnoliopsida; Brassicales; Brassicaceae
Product: F-box/FBD/LRR-repeat protein At3g52680-like
Molecular function (GO): protein binding
Source: RefSeq, a predicted model, not a curated record